This is a messenger RNA of Diachasmimorpha longicaudata, 2498 nucleotides long. RefSeq lists its product as uncharacterized. The record is from RefSeq and is a predicted model, not a curated record. NCBI's taxonomy places the organism in Eukaryota, Metazoa, Arthropoda, Insecta, Hymenoptera, Braconidae. Bases 814 to 1737 code for a protein of 307 amino acids. The transcript is spliced from 2 exons.
UCUCAAGAUAUGAGUGAAAUUUCACCGAUUAAGAGAUUGCUUUCGGAUUACCUUCUUAACAAUAGAAUAAUGUACUUAUUUUUUCUCUCUUGAAUUCCGAUAGUAAAUUUUGCUAAUAAAUAAAUUCCAUUUCAUUGGUAUCAUUACCGUCAAUUAUCUUCGGAAAUGACAGCAGUCAUGGACCCAAAAUUCCUUCAAAGUGACUUUGCAAUUCUUUCACAUAUUUCGCAGCUGUUCACUAUUAUAAAUAUUGGGCCAACAUGUGUCAAACGACACUAUGUAUGCGUGUAGCGGCGUCAGUAUUCAAUAUGCGAUGUUGUCCAUCACCGCAGUGAUUCUAACCUCAUAAUAUCAUUUUGGUUCAGUGUACUGUUGUCGAAUGUUUUGUUAGCCUUAACACUUAAUCAGAGCACCAUGUCGACACAGAGAAGUUCUUUUUAUGCCCGUCUACGAAAACAAAGAAUUACGUCAAAACAAAACUAUGCCCCAGAUAAUGAAUGUUCUUAUGGAGGUUCUGAUAUCCACGAGGAUCUCAACACAAAUGAUACUGGACAAUCAGAGGAUGGAUUUGUCCCCACCGCAACCAAACAUUCCGAAAGUGAACGUGUGGAGCGUGAUUAGAAUAAUGGAACGUGGAAUAGCUGUGGACAUAGUUCAAGUGCUCCUAGUGAAGACAGUUCUCAAAAUCUUCAAGAGGUUAGUGGCAGCUCAAAUGCUUCUAUGAGUGAUAUAGACAAUGGAGUACGUGUUCAGAGUGCCCCAGCAACUCUACAAGAGGCUAUUCAAGAUUGAGCGAUAAAUAAUAUCGGCAACAUGGAUACCAAGGUAGUUACUGAGUUGUUGGAGAUAUUGAGAAGACAUGGUUAUUCCGAGUUCCCAAAAACUGGAGUGCAAUUGUUCGGCUUCGCUCACUCGAUCAAAAGCCGUCCUGCCAUUUCAAAGACAGAUAAAUUGGGACAGUAUGUGUAUUUAGGGAUAAAAAAUGGUCUGGCUAUGAGGUUAAACUCAGGAGUGUACACUGAAGAUGUAGUACGUGUUCUUGUGCACAUUGACGGUGUAAAACUUUAUAAGGAUAGUCGAGAGGAAUUAUUGCCAAUAGUAAUGAAGAUUGUCCACAAAGAUUAUGAAUGCGAGCCUUUCGUGGUUGCUUUAUAUUACGGAAAUGCCAAAGCAAAGUCCUUGGGUGACUUUCUCAAUGACUUUGUCAAGGAAUCGAAGGAACUGACUGAAGGCGGAUUGGUGAUAAAUGACAAGAAAUAUGCCUUCAAAAUUACAGGAAUUGUUGGAGAUGCUCCGGCCAGAUCCUACAUAAAAGGGACGAAAGGUCCGGGAGAGUUUAACUCUUGCGAACGUUGUACAGUUCCAGGAGUUACGAAAGAUAAUAAGAGGGUUUACGCAGAACUCAAUUGUUCAAAGCGCUCAAAAGAAACUUUUAUGGCUCGUAUUGACAAGGAACAUCAAUCCUCAAAGACUCUUAUUCCCUUGUUAGGAAUGGCCCGAAUUGGAUCCUGUGAGAGAUUUUCAGAAGUGAGAAUUUACAAAAUACAAAUGUCUCCCUCGAAGAAAUGGUCCAAGCUUACGGAGAUGAGGAAUAAAUGUGUCUUCAUGCAGUUGGAGAAUGCGUUUUAUGCCGUAUGCAUACUCCAUGACAAUUAUGAGACGGGGUUGCCUCGACUGGAAAGAGCCUACGUUCGAGCCACAAACGUUGCCACUGAAUCUGAAGCUGAUCUGAGCUGAUAAACGCAGUCAAGUCACCAAACUCUCCAGAAAGCGAGCAAAGGAUUUGAUUUAUAAUAAUAAUAACAAAAGCAAUGACAAAUCUUCAGAUUCCAGCAGCGAUGAGGGUGAUCGAGUGAUGCAUAAGGGUAAACGGAAGAAGAAUAAAGAAAGUAAAACGUUUUCGAGUCACUGCCAGUGAUGGAAGUGAUCUGGAGAAUAAUGACCGCAGAAAACACAUGAAUGGAUCUGGUAGCUCCAGUCUGAGUGUCGAUGAAUCGACAGAGCCUUUUAUGUCAGAAUUUGACCUGCCUCCUGAAAGUCUAGUGUCAAGUAAAUAUACUGUGAAAUUCACUUGUAUUUUUAUUUAUUUUUUUUUAAUUUGACUAUUUGAUUUUAACUUUUUAACACAUCGUGGCUCAUUAUUUAGAAUUGAAGAGGUUACGUGCGUCUUCAAAAAUCAAUGAUGGAUACAUUGGACAAACCCGAAAGGAACCUGAGAAGGGACAUAAUAUUUCCCCUAACCCGAAUAGAGUCCCACAGCUGAUACCUUCCAUACAACGAAUCAACAGGUCAAAUGUGUCUCAGAACAGAGGAAAUCCUUUCAAGCAAAUUGAUAGGAACGAACAGAAUUUCCAAACUCAGGAAGGGAAAUUUGGAGAUCGUGAUACUCCACAGCCUGGAUUGACAUCAACUCCACGACGUUUGAUUCACAGAAUGAGGCACACAAUCUCUUUUUCGGCUAAUCAUCCCGGUUCUAAAUUUCCAUUUGCCUAUCCCAC